AUGAACCUCAACGAGAAGGACUGGGAAAUUGCUCGGGCAAUUAAGGAUCCCGACCGUGUGCGCGAGCUUCUGUCCCAGGGGCAUAAGCCAGAUGCCUUUGAUCUUUGUGAAGCAGCGCGUCACGGGGCUCAAUGCGCAGGCGCGGUAGAGACAGUUGAAAUCCUGCUGGCUACUGGCGUCAUUGAUCCAAAUGCUAGGCCAGAUUACGCAGAUCUCACCAAUGUGGCAGGAGUAGAGAAGGACUGGGCCAGCAGUGAUAAGAGCUCUUCGCCCCCCGAAAUCUACAAGGAUCCAGACGAGUGGUAUCCUCUUCACCUUGCAUUAACAUGUUCACGUUACCCUGCAAACUGGCAAGUGCAAAAAAGGAACAUGACACAAAUGGCAACAGCACUCCUGCAACAUGGUGCUGAUCCUUAUGCGAUCUUUCGACAAACAAUCAGGAUCUACAACUAUUGGUCGCGCUUCCCUGGUGAGCCACAGGAUGACAAGGUCAUUGAUGAGGAUGCUGACCUGGGACUUACCCAACGUGAGCGUCGCGAGGAGCGUGAGCAAUACCUACUCUGCAAAUCCUAUUCAACAGACUCAGUUCGACCCUUGUUCCCCCGCAAGUAUGGUGUGUGCAGCAUCAUACACUUUCUCCUUCAAGAAGGAGAGUUCAUCAAGCCAGUACUCGACUUCUUAGGCAGCAACCUUGAUCUCGAGCAUAGAGAUCCGCAGGGCCGAACGCUUCUCCUUUCUGCCUGUCGGAGUGCCUUAGGCGCUGAUGCUGCAGUUGACGGCGUGCAUCUAGAAGUGUUCAUUGGGGUAACCCAGCGUGGAAUUGAACAUAAUCCAUUCCCACAGCCCGAUAACUACUAUAAAGCUAAUGAAAUCGCUGGAGUAACCACAACGACCUCACCAGACACACCAACACUGCUUGAGUACUUGGUUAAUCGAGGCGCAAAUGUGCUGGCAGUUGAUAACUACGGAAAGAAUGCUCUGCAUCACCUCCUUGAGGCAAGACAUCAACUGCGCUCUAGUCAACCGCCUGUCAUUAGUGCCUCCCUCCGAUACGUGGCUAAUAACUAUGGGUCGCUCGUCAACAUGCCUGACAAGGCAGGUGUGUAUCCUUUAAUCGCUGCUUUAUCCCGCAUUCGAGCCUACUGGUCGAAUACUAAGCAUCUGGGCACACUGGAGAGUGCAAUCGAUGAUCUGCUGGCGGCAGGUGCAGAUCCCCUAGUCCGUGAUCCACGCGGUAAUACUGCUCUGCAUUAUCUGGCGUUGAGCUGGCUAGAUGACUUUGGCGUGCGCGGCGAUGAACAGCGACGCCUAUGCCGUCUACUUCUGGACCGCGGCGUGGAUUCAAAUGCUCGGAAUGCGGAUGGGCAAUCUGCUCUCGAGUUAUAUUUCACAGCAUUCGACACAUUUCUUUAUCAGGAUCGUCAGGGGUUUAGCUGGACUGAAUGGCAGGAUAUGGAUGAGCCAUACGCCAAGAUCGAUGAAGAAGUCAUCAGGAUCUUCGAAGAGGCCGGUGUAGACUUGACGGCAAAAGACCACACGGGAGAUACGCUACUGCAUCUAGUGGUGAGGAAAUGGACACUGAGGACUUAUGAUAGGGUUUUGCUUCUUCUUUCAAAGGGCCUGGAUCCUAUGGUGCGGAAUGCAAAGGGCGAGACGCCUAUCGAUAUUGCCAUGGUUAACGAGCCAGGCGGAUUAGGACUUUGUGCCACUACUAUGAAAGAGCAUAUCAGAGGAUGA
Molecule: messenger RNA, 1737 nt
Organism: Aspergillus pseudoviridinutans
Lineage: Eukaryota; Fungi; Ascomycota; Eurotiomycetes; Eurotiales; Aspergillaceae
Exons: 1
Coding region: 1-1737 (578 amino acids)
Cellular component (GO): cytoplasm; nucleus
Molecular function (GO): protein binding
Source: RefSeq, a predicted model, not a curated record